UAAGCGCGCAUUACAUUCUCAAUUGCUCUCUUCGUGUGUUCUCCACCCGUUGUCUUUCGCGCUCUUGAAACGCAGUUUCCGCAAUUACAUCCAAAGGAAUUGUGAUAGUGCUCUGUAAUGUUUCGUUAAAUAAUCAAUUGCCAGCGUGAUCGAAUGGGUGAAUAGAUGGAGAAGAUGAAAAACCAGUGACCAGAUUGGAUAGAGUGAUUCCACCAAUGCGGUCAACAUGGACUCCAACGUCGGUCUUGACUACAUCGUAGACAAUCCUGAUUACUGCAGUAAACUCGCUUCAGCUCUAGAUACUGCGUGUACAGCAGUCAAGAAGCAAGUGGUGGAAUUACUAUCAGCACUGUGUGUUUACAGUCACGAUGGCCGACAAAGAGCUAUCGACACCCUCCAUAUUUAUCAGGAACGAAAGGGAGAGCGAUAUCGACUUCGGGCAAUCGUUGAUGAGCUCCAGAAGGCAAUUGCUGAAGAUUAUCAAGCAGCAUUACUCGCAUUCAUCAACUGUCUGGUCAUCUCAACGCCUGCGGUCAAGGAUCGUGUUCGCCUUCGUAAUGAGUUCAUUGGAUUGAAGCUGCUACCAAUUUUGAACGACCUCCGAAAGCAGAAGAGCCAAUUUCCGGAUUUACGAGUGCAAUUGGAUGUAUUCGAUGAUCAACGGGAGACUGACGAAGAACUCACCAAUCAGGGACCACCAGGAAUCGAUCUAUCCUCUCACGUCGAUGUGUUUUAUGCUAUUCUCGGUCAAAUAGCAGACACACCCCAGGAAAUUCCAUUCUUGAGUAUCCUCCAGCACCUUCUGCGACUAGAUCCAAAAGAAGCUGCGAGUGAUCUUGCCUGGGAUACAGCAGAGACACUGGUGCACAGAGCUACAUUAUUAGAGAGUCGUGAGGACGUCACCAAGUUAUUAAGGUCCCCCAGUCUCCAGACAAAUUUGUGUUGUCAUUGUCGUGGCACCGAUCAAUCAAGUACUCCACGAAAAUCAUCAAUACCUGCAGCAAAUUCUCCACCUUUUCUGGUAUCACCUCCUGUCACGUCGAUCCCAUCACCACCAGCACCACCAAAUCCCUCCUUCAUCCUGCCACCACCUCCGCCACCACCCCUUUUCACAAAUUGUGGCAAUUUUGAUGUAUCCAUGGAACCACCCCUGCCACCACCACUCAGAGUACCAGCGAUCAACAGGGCUCCUACCCCAGAACCACCCAGUAAUAAUGGAAAAUUAUUACCCCAGCAGGAGAUCCCCACCCCUAAGACUAAAAUGAAGACUAUCAAUUGGAAUAAAAUUCCUAAUCACAAGGUCGUGGGGAAGAGAAAUAUCUGGUCUUUAGUGGCGAACGAGCACCAGAAUUCACCGAUGGCAGAUCUCGACUGGGCAGAGAUGGAGGGACUCUUCUGUCAGCAGGUGCCACCAAUGAUCCCCCAAUCGAUAUCUGCAUCGUCCAGCAGUGGAAAUGAUGCAGAUAAACGACGACGAGAGCCAACUGAAAUCGUCCUGUUGGAUGGCAAGAGGAGUUUGAACGUCAAUAUUUUCCUGAAACAAUUUCGAACUUCAAACGAAGAUAUUAUACAGUUAAUCAGGGAAGGGGGACACGACGACAUCGGAGCGGAAAAGCUACGGGGACUUCUUAAGAUAUUGCCAGAGGUCGAUGAAUUGGAAAUGCUUAAGAGUUUCGAUGGUGACAAAUCCAAACUCGGUAAUGCUGAGAAAUUUUUCUUGCAGCUCAUACAAGUGCCAAAUUACAAACUCCGAAUAGAGUGUAUGCUGUUGAAAGAAGAAUUCGCAGCCAACAUGAGUUACCUGGAGCCCAGCAUAAACUCAAUGAUCCUCGCUGGAGAGGACUUGAUGACGAAUAAGCCCCUCCAGGAGAUGCUGUAUAUGGUACUCGUUGCUGGGAAUUUUCUUAACUCCGGAGGCUAUGCUGGGAAUGCCGCUGGUGUUAAAUUAUCAUCCCUCCAGAAGUUGACAGAAAUUCGAGCAAACAAACCAGGCAUGAAUCUCAUCCACUACGUCGCCCUCCAGGUGGAGAGAAAACGAAAAGAUCUGCUCCACUUCGCCAAGAAUAUGAGUACACUGGAGGCAGCUGCCAAAACGACUAUUGAGCAGUUGAUGAAUGAGUUCAAUACCCUGGAUACUAAAAUAAAAAAAAUUACAACGCAAAUUCAACUUCCAUCGACUGAAGCUGAUAUUCAGGAACAAAUGGCGCAAUUCUUGCUGGUGGCAGAGCAAGGGAUGGCUCAGUUGAAACGGGACAUGGAGGAGCUGGAGACAGUGAGACAUAGUCUAGCUGAGUUCUUCUGUGAAGACGCCAAUGCUUUCAAAAUCGAGGAAUGCUACAGAAUAUUCCAUCAAUUCUGUCAGAAAUUCAAUCAAGCUGUUGCUGAAAAUGAGAGGCGAAAGCUCCAGGAGGAGCAGAUUAAUGCUCGAAGAAAGCAACGGGAGGAGCAGCUCCUGGCGAAGAAACGUCUUCUGAGUAAUCAGAUGGACAUGCCGGGUUCGGAAUCCGAGUGCAAUUUGAUGGAUUAUGGAGUCCUGGACAUACAAUCUGGCUUUUCUCGACAACCAUACGGUAGGAGUGACGCUAAAAUGAAGAGACUGCAGAAUGGAGGUGUCACAUCUGACGAGGACAUCUCAAUUACUGGAUCACCAAGCAUAAGACGACGUCUUGGCUCGUGUUCAGGUGGACCUGACCAGCAAAUAACCAAAGAAGAUACUUAUUCACCGGAUGUAACACCCAAUGGGACUCUACGUCGAAGGAGAAGUCGAGUGCCUUGUGAGGAUGACGAUGGAAAUUUGAUGGACUUCUUGAGGACCAGCAGUGGACAGGAGACCACGAGGGAGAGGAAGUCCUGGGGGAGUUUGGACAGAUCGUGGGCAAGAAGGGCAAGGGGACAACCUCGACGUGGAGAUCUCCUCAAUGCUGAUUUCUCGGGUGAUCGAGAACGCCCGAGCUCACCUUCACCUCUUGCUGAGACCAAAUCGUUUAUACAGGCUGAGGAAGACGCUAAACCAACAGGACGAGCGUGGAGACAGAAGAUUGAAGCGUGGCUGUCAGAAAAUGAGAAAGAAGAACGAGCUGGUGAGGAACUGCAGAGGAAGGCACGUCAAUUGCAAGCCAAUCGUAGAUCUCUGGAAGAUCCUGAAAACGAGGGGAAGAUGAAUACACUUCAGGACCCAUCCCAGUCGAGAUACGCGGAUGUUUACGACUGGCGUCCCUCAGUGGAGAAAACCGACGUAAUGAGAACGAUGGCAGCUAUUGAAGAAGCUCAGCCUCAUCCUCCUCAUGUGGACAAAUCCUGGAAGAAAUCGGUUAUGGAUACCUCGAUCUCCGAAGACAACGAUCCGAGAUACUCUCGACGGAUAAGACCUAGGGCUAAUGAGAAUGUCCUAGGCCAGAGCACAUUGCAGGCGAUCCGAGAGGAAGAGCGCAAGAAAAAUAAGACCUUGGAGGUUGCCCCUGCCGAUGACAACGACGUAUUGACGAUUUAUCUUCGUCAGCCCAGUCUCACUCCAAGCUCUUCCAUAAGGAGGUUCUCUAAAUCAUCCACUAAAAAUGACAGGAUCACUGAUAAAAUCGAAAUCGACUCCGAUAAUAUCGAAACCCCACCAGUCACUAGACGAGUCUUCAGUCCACCCCGAGAGGUAAAACCCGUCGACAAAGAGCCAUGCAAACGCGACAGGUGCAGCAGUUCUCAAGGGCGAGAAAUUAAAGUUAAUGCUACGAAAUCGAUAGUUGCUAAUAGUGAUCUUGGAAGUGGUAACUUCGACAGGUAUUCAGCGGCGCGAAAGACGCGGAGAUACAAGAAGACUCAAGAAAGCCCAUCAGACAAGGAGAACCCCAAGCAGGAGCCCAAUCUCGAUAACCUGGAGGACAAUCCAUCUCGUCCAAGCAGUUUAUCUCUGAUAAUCGAUAAAACUCCUGAGGAAGACGUGAUGUUGCGGGUGUGGCAGGAUAAAUUGAAACGUCGACACGUAUCAAAUCCAGAGUCAACCCUCACAGAUUCUCCGAAGGACGAACUGAAAUCAAGGAGAACAAAUUCCAGAGUGCCAAUUACCCAGCCAGCCCCAGUAAUUGCUGUGACAAAUACAGUAUUGAGUCCGGUGAUGCAGGAAUCAAAGCCCAGGGAGAUGACACCUGUGUGGCCAGAGAGAGCUGUGCCUUGUAGGGAAAGGCAUCGAAGCAUGAUUGAUCCGAGUCAAGUGAGAGAAGCAAUGAGACUAACGAGUAAUCCACCCAGUCAAGUGAAUCAAUUAAACAGGGCAAUCGAUCGGGAAAGAGAUGCCCUGCCAAUAGUCUACGUUUCGUCGAGUGAAACAAAGGGACUGGAGGUCAUGGACGACCAGACGACGAAUUUCCAGGGCAUCAGGGAUAAUAAUCAGUCGUCAUCGGUUGGGGAUAAAAACUCUGGAGACAAAUCUAUUCCAAUUAAAAACACAUCUCCGCUGUUCAAGAGUCGAUUCAUUCCAGAUAUCAAUAUGACAUCGACGUCGCCGUUGAUCGGAAAGUCCAAGGAUCAGGAGAUGAAUGACGAGGGAUUCGAGGAGACCCAGAGUCUAGUGUCAGAGACCCUCAGCCAGGAGACAUCAUCUGGGAAUUAUGAGACAGAUGUUCAUGAUUCGCCCAGUUGUUCUCCAGCGGAGAUGCAUUACAAUAAAGAGCGUCUUCCUGAUACCAAGAGAAUCGUCGAGAAGGAUGAGAUGCGACUCAAGGGAUUUAGACUGCAUUCGGGAUCUUUAAGAUCUGGGAAAGAAAAAAUGAGUUAUCUACCGAAGAAGGAGAAGGUGCGUGAGGCUAAGGUGGAAUCACCAAAGAAAUUUGCCCACUCUUUCAGGAAUGACGUUGAGAGGUCUGGGUCUAGGAGCAGUUUGAUGAGCUCCAGGAGCUCUUUGAAUUCUGCAACGUCUGUUAAUACUGUUAGAAAAUUACCCAAUCAUUCGCCGUUGAGGAGUUAUACCUCUGCCAUUUGUGCCAUGACCAAUGAUCUGCGUAAGGGUGCUAAUACACUACCUCCUAGUAGAGAAAAUGAUAAACGAAGGCCUGCACCCAAGUCUACGGUUACGAGGAUACCAGCAAGUCGGAGCAGCAGCAGUGGAAGCAGUGUUGGCCCUGUUGUUAGAAAUAUCCGGAAAAACAAAGCCGGAAUGAAUGAUAAUGCAGCACUGGUGACACCGAAACCAAAACGAACGAUAUCAACUCGAAACGAUAGCAACAAUAGCAUUGGUGCUCCUCCGAUGCUUCAGAACCGUGUGCCAAGCUCGAGAGCUCUGACUUCGACAUUAAGUAGAACAAAAAUUACUCAGCCCCGUAAUCACAGCUUUAUGAGGCCGACUGCAGCCAGUGUGAACAAAGGAUCGAUACCGAAUCUCGCUAAAAGCAUAAAAAAUCUCAGCAACUAAUGAAAUUUCAAGUGACAGUAUCCAUUCGUCAGUUUAUUUAUAACAAAUUUAUUUUCCUCCUCGUUAGUUCCUUGCGAAAAUGGACUGAUGCAAUUAAAAUUAUAGAAUAAUGUACAUCGAUUAAAAUUCGUGUACAGUAGACUUUCGUUAUUAUCCUGUGCAUGGAAAAUUAAUAUUCUCAUAAAAUAUUUUAAAUUCGAGUACGAGGAAUAUUUAUUUAUCGGCUUUAUUUUUCACGGAAUUCUAUUCCUUACGACUGUAACGGAAUUCUACCGUACAGAGACGAAUGCAAAUGACAGAUCGUUGAUCGAUAAUAAUAAAUAUUAAUUGAAUAUUUAAUGGAUGUGGAAUCUAGUGGAAUUCUAUUGAUUUUAAUUGGAGAAUUCUUAAGGAAUAGGCGAUGAGGAAAUAUCAGAUUGAAGAUUCUAAUUCUUUAGUCCAUCCCACAUUUUAAAUAAAAAAUAGAAAAAUAUUAAUAAUUAGCGUGAAUGAUUGGAAAGAUGGAAAUCUAUGGGCUAUGUUCUUCCGAUAUUUAAAUAAAAAUGCAACGUCGCUGAAUUUUCAAUGGGAAUUGCCAUCGAAUGGGCAGAUGACAAAUUCAUUACAUAACAGUUGAUGGUUUUUACAAGGAACUUGACAAAAAUGUACAUUUAAUUUAAAAAUUAUAUCUUCUAAUUUUGCCAAACUGUGAGGGGUGUUAUAACGAAUUAUUACAUGAUACAGUGUUUUGGGUAUGUAAUAGAAUCCUGAGAGAUUAAAAUCAUCUUAAUUCUCAACUCUUCACAUAAUCAGUUACCAAAGUUCGAUGAAACUCAAGGAGAAAUGCGCACGAAUUCACCGGAUGUACUUCCAGUCUUCUAGUAUUGAAUAAUUUUUAUACAUCACGAAUGUUCCGUAAUUUAGGAUUAAAAUGGUAUUAUUUCUGCUCCUGCAGGUGCUACGGACAAUUCCAAAUUCACGUCAGAUGUGCAAACUAACAUUUUGUAUUGAUUUUUAUGUCUUAUGUAUUAGACUUCAUUGAUGGCAUUAGUCUAGUUAAUUAAUUAUGAAAGAUGAAUGAUUUAUUGUAGAGUCAACCGUUAAUGAUCGAUUAAUAAAAUUUUAUUCUCACUGA
Fopius arisanus is the source of this 6512-nucleotide messenger RNA. RefSeq names its product formin 3 (gene form3). Bases 227 to 5398 code for a protein of 1723 amino acids. Gene Ontology annotation, molecular function: actin binding. The record is from RefSeq and is a predicted model, not a curated record. Gene Ontology annotation, biological process: cellular component organization. NCBI's taxonomy places the organism in Eukaryota, Metazoa, Arthropoda, Insecta, Hymenoptera, Braconidae. The transcript is spliced from 9 exons.